AAGGGAAAAAAAAAAACGCCAAUCGAGGAAAAUAGAGAAGGGCUCCGCUCCUAGAGUCCUAGCAGUCUCGAAGAAAGGGGAGGAAAACUCAAAGUCUUGUUUUGGUGCGAAGUAUUUGAGAGUUACUUAUUUAAAUAAAAUUAAUAGGUGCAUCUGAGAGAUCUAGACCAUAAAGAAGCAAAUUUGAUAGCAUGGACAGCCAAAAUGUUGGUUACCAUCCAUGUCUGAAGCCAGCUGUUGUUAUAACUGGAACAGCAAAUGAAGGUACUGCUGGACCAGCUAUCGGUCAUGUUGACAUUGGCGUGAGUGAUGCUGCCUACUUAUUUCGAGUUGCACUUCCAGGUCUUCGGAGGAAACAAAGUACAGUGAAAUGUAUGAUUGAAAGUGACGGGAAGGUUCAUAUUGAAGGAGUCAUGACAGAGACUGGACUUGUCAUAAACUCAUCAACUGUGUACCAGAUGAAAGUCCAGCAACUAUGUGCAGCUGGACCAUUUACCAUCUCUUUUAAUCUUCCUGGAUCUGUUGAUACUCGACUGUUUUCUCCUGUCUUUCGGCCAGAUGGAAUCCUGGAAGUGGUGGUUUUGAAAUCCAAAAUGUCUUCAGAAUUCCUCUAUCCAUUUGAUGGCAACAAGUCUUCCCCUGUCAAGUUUCCCCAAGUAACCGUCUGAUGUCAAGUUUCCGUAAGUGAAGUCUGUUCCAUCAUGCUACCUGUUUGCUUGUGGGUUUACAAAGUACAUGCAUACAGAGAUGUCUUGUCUUGUUAUUUCUGCAAAACGGAAUGUGUUCAGCUCUGUUUACUAGAAAAUGAUUUCCUAACAGUUUCAGAUGUUUCUUUUCGUUCAAUUUACAUCGACAAUGAAGAUCAAGUCUCUUUUAGCUUUA
Molecule: messenger RNA, 882 nt
Organism: Rosa rugosa (rugosa rose)
Lineage: Eukaryota; Viridiplantae; Streptophyta; Magnoliopsida; Rosales; Rosaceae
Product: increased DNA methylation 3-like
Exons: 3
Coding region: 192-668 (158 amino acids)
Cellular component (GO): nucleus
Source: RefSeq, a predicted model, not a curated record